AUGACAGUUGCGACAACGGUCACACAAAUGGCUAACACGACUUACACAGACGAUUUGUAUUACCUUCCAAAGGAAUUUUACAUUGAAGCUGUCGUUGGUGAGAAGAUUGAAUUUUCUUUGAGAUACUUUUCAUGCAACACAGCGAAAGGAAGUGGGCACACUCUUGACAGUCUGACGUAUCAAGUGGUGGACUUUCUUGAGAAUGAAACGGUCGAUGUUGAGAUGAGUGGAAGGAAUGGGAGUAGUGUCUAUGUCACAGUUGACUGUAUAAGAAGUGUAUUUUACCACAUCAACCCACUACUAAUUAACACGUUUAACACAAAAGAAUCGCCCAAAUUUGUGAGUGGAACAGACCACUUCCCAUGUCAAAUUGAAGUGAGUAAGAUCAGAAAGUUCAACAAAUUUCUAGAAGGCGAUUUUAGCAACCCUUCAAUUGAAAUUGAAUAUAAUGGAAAGAAAUAUUGCACAUCAUGGCUCGAGGUGAAGAGAUUGAACAAAUCACUUUAUGUCCCAAAGGGAUGGUAUCAAUCAUUUACAAUGGAUGUGACCACUGGAAGUGUUUUUGUUCUACGUGUCAAAUUCAGAAUUCGAAAAGGAGUUGAAGAAAGGCUAUGGGUAGAAAAGACGUAUUUCUGGCCACAAUUUAAAGAAGGACAGAAGUAUAUAGAAUGUAAGAGUGAUUUGGGACACGGGGAAAUAUUGACGAUGAAGUUCAGAAGGAUCAGAGAAAUAUCAAAUAAAUUUAAAGCGAACUAUAUUGACAAAAACAUAGAAAACGAUAUUAAAAAAGAUAAAAGUGUUGACACAAAACAAAAAAUCGUUGAAUUCCCAAUGGAAGGGUUUUCGCCAUUUUCCUCGACAAAGUGA
Messenger RNA from Entamoeba invadens IP1, 867 nucleotides. RefSeq lists its product as hypothetical. The coding region runs from base 1 to 867 and encodes 288 amino acids. NCBI's taxonomy places the organism in Eukaryota, Evosea, Mastigamoebida, Endamoebidae. The record is from RefSeq and is a predicted model, not a curated record. The transcript has a single exon.